Molecule: messenger RNA, 543 nt
Organism: Diaporthe citri
Lineage: Eukaryota; Fungi; Ascomycota; Sordariomycetes; Diaporthales; Diaporthaceae
Exons: 3
Coding region: 1-543 (180 amino acids)
Source: RefSeq, a predicted model, not a curated record
AUGAGAGACAUUAAUACUGACGCCUGCCACAAAGAGGCUGAAGAGCUUGGAAAGUAUGGGAAGCUGGACUCUGAUUGUCUGAUGGCUGUGUGGCUGACUACUAUCCCCCAGAAAUGUGCAGGCGCUCAAGUGUGUGACGUGACAAGCUGGGACGACCAAGCCUCACUAUUCGAGGAAGCCAUCAAGUUCUCUCCCAGCGGCACAAUCGACAUCGUCGUAGCAAACGCCGGCCUGGGUGCCCUCGGUGACCCGCUUGUACAGCCUGGGGACCUGUCCGGUCCUGCGACCAAGCCAGACCUGCGGAUCCUAGAGCACAUCAAGUCGAAGAUGAUCGAGGCGGUCGUGGAAUUUGCCGAGACGGAAGAUGCGGUCAAGGCCGUGAUGAGAAUAGCAACCGAUUCGUCUGUCAACGGCCGAUCGCUCGGUGUUUUGAGCCGCGACCGGGCGCCUCAGGGAUACAUUGAUCUUGACAGUGAUGACUACCGGGAAGGCGGCUUUUUUUAUCCCAUGGAACAAUUGGCAUUGUCGAUCAAGUUCGGAUAG